Drosophila busckii is the source of this 549-nucleotide messenger RNA. RefSeq names its product salivary glue protein Sgs-5-like. The record is from RefSeq and is a predicted model, not a curated record. The transcript has 3 exons. NCBI's taxonomy places the organism in Eukaryota, Metazoa, Arthropoda, Insecta, Diptera, Drosophilidae. The coding region runs from base 41 to 481 and encodes 146 amino acids.
AUUAAACGAUUAAUCAAGUUUUUUAAUCAAGAUCGCCAAAAUGUUCCGUGUACUCUUCAGUCUCUUCGCAGUCGCCAUGUGCGUGGUGAAUGCCACUCAUCCACCCACGAACUGUGUAUGCGAGUGCUCUCGUGAUGAUAGAUUCCCCUUCUGGGCUCUAAAGGACUUUGUCUGCCUGCCAUUCCAUAACCAGUGCUUCAUGCAAAAGCAAAACGAUGACAGAGUCGCGAAUGGACAAACCCCUAUCAUAUAUGUGGGCGCUAACGUCUGCAAGCCAUACAUUGUGAAGAAGUGCCCCAACACAAAGGUAAUUGCUGAGAUCUCAAUGCCUCCGGCAUGUGGCUGCCCCUACAAGGCUGGACCCAUUGUCAACAAGACCUUCGACAGCUUGUGCCAUCUGAAUCAGUACUCGAUUGAGCAGAACUUGCCUUACUUGGGCUGCUGGAUGCAGGAAGAUCUCUCCAAAUGCUAUCUAAACUGAUCUGAUGCUUGUUUUGUUCUAUAAUGUUACCGAUUUUUAAUUGAAUAAAGUUUUCUCAUGAUGCAUAA